Molecule: messenger RNA, 1302 nt
Organism: Hansenula ciferrii
Lineage: Eukaryota; Fungi; Ascomycota; Saccharomycetes; Phaffomycetales; Wickerhamomycetaceae
Gene: RSC58
Product: Rsc58p
Exons: 2
Coding region: 1-1302 (433 amino acids)
Source: RefSeq, a predicted model, not a curated record
AUGACAUAUUCAAUGACUCAAAUUCCUAUAGAGUUUGAAGAAUCAAAUCCUGCUCAAAUAAGUGAAUCUUAUCAUGCAUUAGUUGAUGAUCUCGGGACUUAUAAAUCAAAUUCUAUACUUGAUAGAUACAAUGACAAACAUUACAAGACAAUAUAUUCAUUAUAUCAUGAUAUAAGAUUAUCAGCUUAUAUCUUGCUUUUACAUCAAGAAAUUGGUAGUGAUUAUUAUAUUGAUGUUGAUAGAUUUUAUAAAUUUGCAACUGAAUUCUUAUUAAGAGAAAGUUAUAGAUUAAGUAUACAGAUACAGGAAUUAGAAGAAGCUAAAAAUCGUCAAUCUAAGGAAACUCCACCAUCAGAAUUUGAAACAGUAUUAUCUCAAGAUUUUAUUAAAAUUUCAACAUCUUAUUCAUUAGGAAAUGGUGAAUCAUUUUUUGUAAUGACUCAAAACAAUGUUCCAUUAUUUUCAUCAUUAAAUCAACGUUCUUCAUUAGAUGAACGUGAAAUUUUACCACCUGAAGCCUUUUCAACAACAAUUGUUGUACCACAAACAAUAUCAACACCUGCAACAAAUUUAGGAUUUUUAGCACCACAAGUUGGUCGUAUUCCUCCACCAACAUUACCACCAACAGAAAUCCUGAGUAGAUUUUUACAUCCAAAUUGGUAUUCACUGCCUACUGCUAAAUGGUUAGAUAAUAGUGAUUUACAAAGUUUUGCACCAGUUGUUGAUGAACAAAAUACAGUGGUUACUUCAGAAGAUAGAGGACGUUUAUGGCUUGAACAAAUUGGAUAUACAAAAUUAUUUGAUAAAUCUGUUUUUGAAUCUAAAAUUAAAGAUGAAUCAAAAGAUGAAUCAAAAGAAUCAAAUGAUAUUGAAGUUCCAGAUGCUUCAAAAGAUAUUAUUACACCACCAACUUCAAAAAGUCAAGAUGAUGAUGAAAAUCAUACUAUAAGUCUUGAUAAUUUAUAUGAAUGGGCACCAGGUAAUGAAAUUGAUGAUGAUGUGAUAGAAGCUUUUGAAAAAGGUGAAGAAUCAAAAUUAGUUGAUGAUUUAUUAAAUCAAUUGAAUCUUUUAAGAAAUAAUAGAUUAAUUUCAAAUAUUGAAUAUACUGAACCAACAGAACAAGAGAAAAAAUUAUAUUAUAAGACAAAUUUACUAUUGAGAGAAAUUGUUUUAAGUACAGGUAAAGUACCAGAUAUUAAACCAUCUCCAUUAUUACCUGUUUUACAAACAAAUUAUAGUGGUACAUUACCAGUUCCUACUCAAAAUUUGAAUUCUAAAAAGAAGAAUAAAUCAAGAAGAUAA